CUAAGGACCAGGCAGCCGGAAGUGGGUCGUGCGCCGGCGUACUCGGAGGGCGGGGCGGCGCGAGCAUGGCGGAUGCGGACCCGGAGUCGGAGCAGAUCCGCCUGAAGUGUAUCCGUAAGGAGGGCUUCUUCACGGUGCCUCCGGAACACAGGCUGGGACGAUGCCGGAGCGUGAAGGAGUUUGAGAAGCUGAACCGAAUUGGCGAGGGCACCUAUGGCAUUGUGUAUCGGGCCCGGGACACCCAGACAGACGAGAUUGUUGCCCUGAAGAAGGUGCGGAUGGACAAGGAGAAGGAUGGCAUCCCCAUCAGCAGCCUGAGGGAGAUCACGCUGCUUCUGCGCCUGCGCCACCCGAACAUCGUGGAGCUAAAGGAGGUGGUGGUGGGGAACCACCUAGAGAGCAUCUUCCUGGUGAUGGGUUACUGUGAGCAGGACCUGGCCAGCCUCCUGGAAAACAUGCCCACACCCUUCUCUGAGGCCCAGGUCAAAUGCAUCGUGCUACAGGUGCUCCGGGGCCUGCAGUACCUGCAUAGGAACUUCAUCAUCCACAGGGACCUGAAGGUCUCCAAUCUACUCAUGACUGACAAGGGCUGUGUGAAGACAGCGGAUUUUGGCCUGGCCCGGGCUUAUGGCAUCCCAGUGAAGCCAAUGACCCCUAAGGUGGUCACCCUCUGGUACCGUGCCCCCGAGCUGCUGCUGGGCACCACGACCCAGACCACCAGCAUCGACAUGUGGGCCGUGGGCUGCAUCCUGGCUGAGCUGUUGGCCCACAAGCCCCUCCUCCCUGGCGCGUCGGAGAUCCACCAGGUUGACCUGAUCGUGCAGCUGCUGGGGACGCCCAGUGAGAACAUCUGGCCGGGCUUUUCCAAGCUGCCGCUGGUGGGCCAGUACAGCUUGAGGAAGCAGCCCUACAACAACCUGAAGCACAAGUUCCCGUGGCUCUCGGAGGCCGGGCUGCGCCUGCUCAACUUCCUCUUCAUGUACGAUCCCAGGAAAAGGGCGACAGCAGGGGACUGCCUGGAGAGCUCCUACUUCAAGGAAAAGCCCCUGCCCUGUGAGCCAGAACUCAUGCCCACUUUCCCCCACCACCGCAAUAAGCGGGCUGCGCCGGGCACAGCAGAAGGCCAGAGCAAGCGCUGCAAGCCCUGAUGGUGGCCACACGCAACUCUGGAUGACUCCGAACAGAGGGCACCCUGCUCAGCACCUGGCGGAGUGUGGACUGCAAGGGACCAGGGGCCUUGGGAUGUCCUCCAUUGGCGCUAUGGAACCGCCGUGCCUGGAACGCAGCGGCACAGAACCUAGGGAGAAUGCUGGCACAGGCCUGGAUCAGUGUGAUCUUCUGGGGUCACGUGGGCACACACAGGCUCUGAUGACCCCAGGCAGGCCUGGCUGGACUCCAAGUGGGAAAGAGGGACCCAUGCAGUGUAGGGACAGUGGCAGGGGAUACCCUGAGACUUGAGGGAGAAGCAGUGGGCACCUACCCAGUGAA
Messenger RNA from Octodon degus (degu), 1488 nucleotides. RefSeq names its product cyclin dependent kinase 10 (gene Cdk10). The record is from RefSeq and is a predicted model, not a curated record. Gene Ontology annotation, cellular component: nucleus. Bases 66 to 1148 code for a protein of 360 amino acids. Gene Ontology annotation, molecular function: cyclin-dependent protein serine/threonine kinase activity; ATP binding. Lineage: Eukaryota; Metazoa; Chordata; Mammalia; Rodentia; Octodontidae. Gene Ontology annotation, biological process: regulation of mitotic cell cycle; protein phosphorylation. The transcript has 13 exons.